Molecule: messenger RNA, 2294 nt
Organism: Aphanomyces astaci
Lineage: Eukaryota; Oomycota; Saprolegniomycetes; Saprolegniales; Verrucalvaceae
Exons: 4
Coding region: 75-1226 (383 amino acids)
Source: RefSeq, a predicted model, not a curated record
UGUUACUCCACGGAUUUAUCUCGACUGGAUUUUACAUUGGGGUGCUGGUGGAAGCACUACCGGUAGUAUUUGAGAUGGGUGUGUUUGCGAGCUUGUGGACAGCGAUGGCCGCCGCCGCCAUCCUGUCGGCUGGAAUGCAUGAGGCGAAGGCUGGCACGUCGUCGACGUAUUCUGUUCUGGAAACUGUCGUAGAAGGGGAGUCCAAGCUGAGCGUGGUUACCUCCGAGGUCUCGUUUGACGGGGGGAGUAUCGCAUUGCGGUUCCUCUUGUCGGACCAAUCCAUCAUUGGCGGGCAGUUCGAAGACCCAGAAUACAGCGACCAAGCCAUCUUUCCUGGCUUUGCCAUCAUGCAAGCAUCGCGAUACUUGGAUCGGCCGUUGGCGAGAGCGAUGCAAAUCGGAUUGGGGGUCGGGACCGUCCCUACGUUCUUACGUGAACAUGGCGUCCCCACGGACGUGGUGGAAAUCAGCGGCGGGGUCGUGAAGCUAGCGGAAGAGCAUUUUGGAUACGAGAACUGCGUGGUGCCGCAGCCACAGCAAAAGAGCCGCGACAAAGCAUCUCCAUGCCCGAACGGCAAGACGGUCGUGAUGGACGGCCUCGUCUACCUAAGUUCCAACGUCCCUCCCAAGCCGUCGUACGACCUGGUCAUCGUGGACGUGUACACUGGGUACAACGUCGUGCCCUUCUACACGGACGCGACCAUGUGGCAGCUCAAGGAAUCGUGGCUCAAACCCAGAGGGGUCGUCGUGUUGAACUUCGUCGGGUACGACAACUCGGACCUCGUCCGGGCCAUCCACACCACGCUGCGCUCCGUCUUCCAACACGUCCGUUGUUUCCGCGAAAUGGCGCAGAGCAUUGAGGGCGAGCCGGCCAACUUGGUGUUUUACGCUUCCAGCGCUCCCGUCACGUUCAAGCUGCCCACGGGUUCCUUGUACGAGGACAAUCCUGCGGGGUACUACGAGGUGAUUGCGCACUUUCAACAAUGGGAGAUUACGUCGUGGACCCCCGCCAGCGUCGAAGUGGCCGUGGCCCAAGAUGAAUUCUCGAGCGAACUCGGCUUUGACGACUUGAAACCCGUGGCCGACGGCGCGCUCAUCUUGAAAUCAUCGGCCGACUUCGACCAGUUCCGCGAAACGCUCCAAGCGACCGAAGUGUACAUGCGCGAGUACUGCAUCGCUCAGUUUCCCGCCGCCUUGUGGACUCAAUUGGGCUUGCCCGUUAGUUAAUCGAAAAACUACUAACGUACUCGUGUUAUAUAUGUCUAAUAUGUUUGCUGUCUAUUCGUCCUCUUCUUCUUCGUCGUCGUCGCUGGCUUCGUACGAUUCCAACCAGCUUAACCACUCGGACGUUUCGAUGAUCGCUUGCAUUUUGCCGGCCGUCGAGUCCUCCGUGUCAUACUUGUACUCGAUGAACGCCUCGUCCGAGACAAUGUCAAACGCGUACAGCGCCUUGAACGCCAGCUCCAUCAUGCCCUUGGUGCGGUUGCCUUCGCGGCCGCGGUGCUCGUGCAUGAACAGCUGCAGCGCGUACAGCGCCUGGAGCUGCUCCUUGGCAGGCGCCGCGCCCACCGUCACUUCGAGGAGCGAUCCGUACUCGUCCGGAGUGAGCCACUUGGAGCUCGUGAUCGCCGACUCCUUGUUGUGUUCCACCACUUCGGCCAGCACCACGGCGGCUGUCACGCCCUUGAGCGUGGUCUUGGCGGCCUUGGCGAGCUCCUUGCCCUUCUUGCCGGUCGCCAGCACCGUCUGCACGACGCUUCGGUCCUUGGCAGCCUUGUCCGCCGCCGCCGCAAGCGCCGCCUUCUUCUCCUCGGCAGCGACCACCGCCGCUUCCUCCGCCAAGCGCUUGGCCUCCUUCUUCUCCGCCUCCUUGCGCUUCUUCUCCGCGUCCCGAGCCGCCUUUUCUUCUUCCUUCUUCAACCGAGCCACUUCGGCCGGAUCCGGCUGGUCGUCCAGUGUCUGGCGCUCAAACGCCGACGUCACGCGACUGGCCGAUCGAUCGUCGUCGUAGCGACGGUCGCUGCCAUAGCGUCCGCCAUCGCGGUCGUUGUAGCGAGGACCGUCGUUGUUGAACCGACCACCGUCGCGGUCACCGAAACGAGGGCCGUCGUUGAAGCGUCCGCCGCCUUCGCGGUCUCCGAAACGAGGACGACCACCGUCACGGUCGUUGUAGCGAGGGGCACCACCAUCACGAUCGCCGAAACGGCCACCAUCACGAUCGCCGAAGCGGCCACCGUCGCGGUCACCGAAACGAGGGCCGUCGUUGAAGCGCCCGCCGUCACGGUCACCAAAGCG